Molecule: messenger RNA, 5585 nt
Organism: Sciurus carolinensis (gray squirrel)
Lineage: Eukaryota; Metazoa; Chordata; Mammalia; Rodentia; Sciuridae
Gene: Zc3hav1
Product: zinc finger CCCH-type containing, antiviral 1
Exons: 13
Coding region: 480-3176 (898 amino acids)
Molecular function (GO): metal ion binding; NAD+ poly-ADP-ribosyltransferase activity
Source: RefSeq, a predicted model, not a curated record
GGGGGUGGGUGGGGCAGAGAACUAGAAGGACGCCUCAAGUGAGCCAUCAAGACGCGUCAUCGCCUUUUGGGUUGGUUUAUAAAAUCCCCACCAGAGCCCCAAGACCAUUUUUACUUCCUCUUCUUUCUGAAGAAGCCUCGCGGUGCCCAGCUGGGGAACUACCUUCGUCGAACUAGAACCGAGAGGGGGCUGCCCGCGCGCUGCUGCGUCGCCAAGUCCAUCUGCCCGCGCUCGUUGGCCGGUUCCCUCGUUCGCUCUCCUGCUGACUUUAAACCUGACCCAGAUCUUCCCGACCCGAGGACGCCGUCGGUGCGUCUGGCCUCGCGACCCUAGAGCCUAGUAGGAAACCGAAACCGCGGGACUCGGCACCCGGCACCGCCCGCCUCCGUCCCCCGAACACUUGUAAGUUUCGAUUCUUCCCGGAGUCGAGUCCCGCGCAGCGGCCAGGCCAGCGCACAGAGCGAGCAGGCGAGCGCGCCAUGGCGGACCCGGAGGUGUGCUGCUUCAUCACCAAAAUCCUGUGCGCCCACGGGGGCCGCAUGUCCCUGGAAGCGCUGCUCAACAAGAUCGCGCUCUCCGAGGCGCAGCUCUGCGAGGUGCUGGAGGUGGCCGGGCCCGACCGCUUCCUGGUGUUGGAGACCGGCAGCAAGGCCGGGGUUACCCGGUCGGUGGUGGCCACCACUCGAGCCCGGGUCUGCCGUCGCAAGUACUGCCAGAGAGCCUGCGAAAACCUGCAUCUCUGUAAACUCAACCUGCUGGGCCGGUGCCACUAUUCGCAGUCGGAGAGGAACUUAUGCAAAUAUUCUCACGAGGUUCUCUCAGAAAAGAAUUUCCAAGUCCUGAAAAACCACGAGCUCUCGGGACUCAACCAAGAGGAAUUAGCAGUACUCCUCCUCCAAAGCGACCCAUUUUUUAUGCCCGAGAUAUGCAAAAGUUAUAAAGGAGAGGGUCGAAAACAGAUCUGUAGCCAGCAGCCACCAUGCGAGAGACUCCACAUCUGUGAACACUUCACCCGGGGAAAUUGUAGUUACCUCAACUGCCUGAGAUCCCAUAACCUGAUGGACAGAAAGGUGCUGGCGAUCAUGAAGGAGCAUGGGCUGAGCCUGGAUGUGGUCCAGAACAUCCAGGACAUCUGCAACAGCAAGCACGCCCGGAGGAACCUUUCUGGGCCGAGAGCUCCUACCCCGCACCGUAGACCUGUGGUGCCUAGAGGUAGAAGCAAGAGUAGGGAAAGAUUCCUGCAGGACAGCCAAGAGUUUUUUCCAUCUGCCUCAGCUGCUGCUCAGAAGUCCCGCACAUCCAGCCCAGAUGUUGUGGGCCAAGGGCCUCCCCGGGAGGAUGGGCUGGUGGAUGACCUCACCCACAAGUUCACACAUCUGGGGGGUCAGGAUCGCACCCAGUCUUCCUCCAUCUUGUCUAAGAUAGCUGGUCUUGGAGGACCAGAUCAGGUGGGAUCAAGCCAGAAGUUUUCAGAGAAUGGCAGCCCAGAUGGCAUCUUUUAUAGGAAUCAUUCUGAUUCAACGCCGGCCUCCAGCCAGAAGGGCUCCCCAACCUGGCUGAACGACCAAGGCACUGGGAGAGACAGUGUGUUUUAUCCAAGUCCGGCUGCUGUGGUCUCGCCUCUUGGUUUUGGAAAAAUACCUGAAGCCGUAACCACCAGAAAGGGCACGGCCAUCCUCUCCCCAGACCUUGUGAAUGUCAAGGGCAAGAAUGGGACUCAGGACACUCAGCGUGUCCCUCUUUUUAAUAAUAACGCUGAUGGAGCGGCCAUGGAUAUUACUUCUGCAAGAUUUUUAAAUUACGGAACCACCACCAGCAACCAGAGAGAAACGGCUGUAGCUAGGAAUCACCAGGACAACGGCACUUCUCCCCAGGAUGUGCAGAUUGCCAGGAUGAGAAAGGACCCAGGAGCAGCUUUUCGUAAUGAUUCCAUAUCUGAUGUCAUAAGCACCACAUCUUCUAGGAUGGAUGAUCAUGGUUCAAAGGAAAUUUGUCUAGAUUAUCUGUAUAAGGGUUGUCAACUUAAUAGCCUCUGUAACAAAAUCCACUCCCUCUGGCCCUACCAGUGGCAGAUACUCGUUUCAGACACCUGGAUGGACUUUCCGUAUUCGGAGAAGGUUGAGGAGGCCUAUUGUGACCCCAAAACCCACAUCUUUUUUGUAGGAACUGAUAAAUUCAAUUUCCGGAAUAUGACUUGUAACUUGAGUCCCAUCCGACGCCUCUCCACUCCUUCAUCCGCCUUAAUCCCGAAGUCAGCCAACUCUGUCUUUGCCACCAAAUGGAUUUGGUAUUGGAAGAAUGAAUCUGACAAAUGGGUUCAGUAUGGGGAAGAGAGCAACAACCAGCCCUGUUCGAACAUCGACUCAACCUACCUGGAGUCUUUGUUCCAGUCCUGUCCCAGAGGAGUGGUGCCCUUCCAGGCGGGGUCACGGAACUACGAGCUGAGUUUCCAAGGGAUGAUUCAGACGAACAUAAUUUCCAAGACUCAAAAGGAUGUCAUCAGAAGGCCGAAAUUUGUUUCUUCCCUGGAUAUGCACCAAAUGAAAAGGGGACCAGACCAUCAGCUGGUGCGGCCUGCAGCAGAGUCUCUGCUAACUUCAGAAUUGCUUCCUCAGUGGGAUCUUGGCUCCCACCCUCUGAAUGGUUACCAGUUGAUAGAGCUUGAUAACCAAAACAGAGAAUAUACCAAAAUAAGUGAAUAUUUUAAAGCUUCUAUGAAAAAUUUCAAGAUUGAAAAGAUAAAGAAGAUCUUGAACCCAGAGCUCUUGCAAGCUUUUGAAAGGAAGAAAUCGAAGAUGCAGAAAGAAGAGAGCUUGCUGUUUUAUGCAACAGGUCGUGCCCAUGUGGAUUCUAUUUGUGUGAAUAAUUUCGACUGGACCCUGCAUGGACCUCAUGAGCUCAAAUAUGGAAAAGGAAAUCACUUUGCAAAAGAAGCCUUCUCUUCCCAUAAAAAUUGCCAGUAUGAUGCUAAAAACACCAUUAUGUUCGUUGCCCGAGUCCUGGUUGGAAAUUUUAUCGAGGGAAAUAUGACAUACACGAGGCCUCCUCCUCCCAAUGACAGCUGCGUGGAUACGAUUCCGAAUCCCUCCAUUUUUGUCAUCUUUCAGAAGGAUCAGAUGUACCCAGCGUACGUGAUUGAAUAUAGUGAAACAGAUAAAGCCUGCGUGAUUUGUUAGAAAGGAUGUCACACCCAUUCUGUUCACAAAUAGGACCAAAUUGCCCCAGGUAACAGUUAGAUUUUUACAUUUUCUUAUCAAAUUACCUAAUGCCUUAAAUCCGUGGUACCCAAACUUUGCUGCACAAAAACUCCAAUGCCCAGGUUGUACCUUAUCCCGACAAAAUCACUCUUUGCAGGGGCAACAGCCAGGUAGUGGUAUUUUUAUAGGUCUUGCAGUGAUUCCAGUGUGUUAGGAUGUUUGUGUUGUCUUAGCUACAAUCGGUCAAGACUCUUUUCUGAAUUUUCCACAGUUCCAUUAAUCUUUCUCUUCUCUUUUGAGCUUUACGUAUAGCAUGGUUAUGUUUUAGUUAAAUUAAAAGAAAAUUAAUUGGGGAAAUUUGAGAAAUUUAACAGGUAUUAAUACCUAUUCAAAUAAGGACAUAAGACAUUACAGACUUGGGUGGAAGAUUAUGAACAGCUGGGAGAAAAGUGCCUACGGACACAUUGAGGGGGAAAAACAAGAAAAAAAUGAAAUGUAAAUGCUAUUGUAGACAUAACCGCAGUACUAUACCGUAUCAUGUGAUGAAAGUAAUCUGGGGACCCGUUUCUCUGACUCUGCGUUUAUUCAGAAGACAGACUCCAUAGGACUGACUCUUUCUGGGAUGCAAUAAGUAAGAGCCAUCAAGUAUGUCUCAGAGAGAAGCAAGCGACUGGAGUUCACUGCCCAUUUGGGCUCUUUAUUUAAUGAUGACAGAGUAGACAUUUAUAUUCUAAUUAAUGUGAUUACAGAAAAGGUGUUCUGCAUGCCAGACUUUCAUGAUGACGUCUGUAUUUUAGGAGGACUGCAGAAGCAGGUUCACACACAAGCAUGACUGAUAAACCUGUGUGCUAUUGUAGUCGUUUGCUGUGGUCGAGGAGAGUCACCCAGGAGUUAGGAGCAGGCCAUCCCUGUUGAAGGAUGGGGCUCUUAUGAGGUGAGAUUCGUUUAUUUGUGAGCACAGACUCUAAACAAAGAGAAUGAAGUCCCAAAUAGGGACCUUGUGCCCUCUAGGGCUUCUUUUUGUAAAAACAGUAGAUUGUAUUGUAAUGUAGUUAGUUUCUAGAGCAGUUGAGGUGCCUGGACCAAUAUCAUCUUCCUUAUCUUGAGUCAGGUUUUUCCUUCCAAUUUUCCUUCUCAACAUUCCAUUAUCAGUUUCCGAAAGUUCAUAUUAGGUUUUAGAUGAGUUCAAAAAGCUUCACAGUUCCUUGGUAUAGUGUUUCCACUAGUAACACAUGUGUAAAGGUCUUUUGUAAGAGCAGGGUUAUUUUUCUGGAAGGCUUCACACAAGUGGUUAUUUUCAUUCGCUCUGAUUGUGAUUUUGAACGGGCACUCCAAAUGAAGACACUUAGAAUUCAUUUCUUGACCUUGACCCUUGAGCUGUAGAGGUGCCCUUUAUCCAGCUCCUUCCAGAUGUGUAGUUGGCUAUUUCACAGGCAUCUCUAGCUGCUCAUGUCCAUCCGCCUCCUUCACAGGAAUAUGGUCCUCCCCCAAGUAAACAGUGUCACUGGAUCCCAUCUACCCAAGUGGAAUUCCAGGAGCUAUACUUGACUCCUGCUGUCCCUCCCACUACAUAUCCAAGUCCUUCCCAAGUCACAUUUUACCUCUUCAAUACCCCUUGGUCCCUUUCUAAGUUGUUCUCUACAUAGCAGCAAGAUUGGUCAUAUUUUAAAAUAUUUACUUCGUGAUUCUCUUUUCAAGCACAAAUCUGAUCUGAUCUUUAGGAUAAAAUUCAAAAGCAUGAUCAUGGCCCCACAUGAUCCUCCCUUCCCUAGACUUCUAUCAUUUAUUUCUUCCACAUGAGACAGCCUGGCUCCCAUGCACUUCUUUGGUGCUCUCUUCGUCUAGUUCAGUGUUUCCUACUGAGUACUUCUACCUUAAAAAAAAAAAAAAAGAAAAGAAAAGAAAAAAAGAAAUACUUUGCAACAUCUGUUUUGUUAUCUUCAAAAUUCAAUUCAGAGGUAAUAUACUCUGCCUACAUACAAUAAAAUUUAAGUAAUACUACUAUUAAUAUAAAAGACAAACAGAAGGCCCACAAUUUGGGCACAACCUUAUAGUACUAGGAGGCAUAAUGAAGUAGUCACAUGCUAAUUUGUACUUAUAAUAAAUAAAUUUGAGCUUGAAAGUAGAGCAGAUGCUAUUGUAUAGACAAAGAAAAUGAAAAAAGCAGGGAUAUGAGGGGGCAUUAGAAUAAAAACUAGUGCUACAGCAACUUAUUUGCAUAUAACACUUGUGUGUAUAUGAUAAGAGAAAGAACGAAAUAACCUUCAUUGAAAUAGGCUAUGUAAGAAAAUUUACAGAUUGUCGAAACAGAAAAAAAAAAAGAGAAAAUAUUAUAUUCUUACAGACGAGCUGUAGAUUAUAUGUGAAUGUCUAGCGAGACAUUCAAAA